This is a messenger RNA of Striga asiatica, 1110 nucleotides long. The record is from the annotation of a GenBank genome assembly. NCBI's taxonomy places the organism in Eukaryota, Viridiplantae, Streptophyta, Magnoliopsida, Lamiales, Orobanchaceae.
AUGGCCCCACCCCCACCAAUGAGCACUAUGUUUUGGAACUGUAGAGGGUUGGGUGGCCCCUCUACAGUCUCCCAACUUAAGGAGAAUAAAGAGGAUAAGAAGGGAGGCAUAACAAGAGCAGAAUCUUCUUACAGGAAUUUCAAUGAAUUCAUUCACAAUCUGGGAGGGCAGGACUUAGGACUUUUGGGGCACCCAUACACCUGGGAGAACUGUAGAUCAGAGGAGGACAAUGUAGAAGAGAGGCUUGACAGAGUAUUUGUCUCUAUGGAUUGGUCUGCCUUUUAUGCUUCAGCUAAGGUGCACAAUAUUUUCAGAUCAUCAUCAGACCAUAGUCUUCUCCUACUAAAAGCUCAACUAAUUCAGAAUCUUCCUAAAAAGAGGUUUUACUUUGAUAAGAGGUCGCUCUCAAAAUCUGGAAUUCAUGAAGUAGUUGCUGCAGCUUGGUCUUCAACCACAGAAGCCCUAGCGGGUUUUGAGCUAGCCCUAUCGGGCUUCGGGUUAAACGAUUCGGGCCUAAAAAGCCCUAAUUUAAAUGGGCUACUAAUAAAUGGCUCUAACCCUGUUUUUUUCCGGGCUAAACGGGCCAGCCCGUCGGGCCAAGAACCAUUUAACUUCUCUAAGUGGAGUAAGGACUUCAACUCAGAUAGGAAGAAAAAGCUUCAGCAUCUCAACAAAGUCCUUGAACAGCAGAGAGCUUUUGGUAAUAAUAGAGACUGGCUUUUGUGGGGAGAAUACAAGUGUGAAUUGAACAAGGAUAAUUCUCUAAAGGAACAGUAUUGGAGACAAAAAUUUCGAAUUAAUUGGCUCCAAAAUAGUGACAAGAUUUCAAAAUACUUCCAUGCUCAUACUGCCCAGAGAAGGAAGACUAACAACAUCACCAAAAUUAUCAAAGAGGAUGGCACUCCUUGUACAUCUCCUGAGGAAAUCACUGGCUGCAUUGAAGAGUUCUACUCUCACCUAUUUACCUCAGAGGGCUCUUCAGGAGGCAAUAAUCUGCUAAAUAACAUCCAACCAGUCAUCACUGCAGACAUGAACUCUGAGAUAUUAACCCAAGUGGAUGAGACUGAAAUCAAAGAGAGGACGAGGGGAGAACUCCUACGCUUAUUGUAG